AUGGGAUCUCCUUUAUCUCCGGUGUUGGCGGAUUUAGUAUUGCAAGAUUUGGAGAGUAGAGCAUUAGAGACUCUAAAAUUUGUUUUACCAUUUUAUGUCAGAUACGUUGAUGAUAUUGCUACGGCUGUACCAUCGGAUGCGAUAGAUGAGAUCUUAGAUGUUUUUAAUUCAUUCCAUAGUAGAUUGCAAUUUACUAUUGAAAUUGGUGAUAAAUUUUUAAAUUUUUUGGAUGUUAACAUCAACAUUAAUAAUGAAUUCCUCGAAUUUGAUUGGUAUCAUAAACCGACUUUUUCGGGAAGAUACUUGAAUUUUUUAUCUUCACAUCCUUUGUCACAAAAAAGAGGUGUGAUUUUUGGAAUGAUUGACCGAGUCUUUUUCUUAUCGCAUCCGAGAUUCCAUCAGAGAAAUAUAAUUUCUGUGAUUGACAUUUUACUGAAUAAUGAUUAUCCAUUGGAUUUUAUAUUUAAGACAAUUAACUUACGUCUGAAAUCACUCUUUUAUAAUCAAACGAUGAAACAGAACAAUGUGAAUUCUAAUGACACAAGGGACGAAAUGAAACCAUGGAUUACUUUGCCGUACAUUCCGCAAAUUUCUGACAAAUUCAUGAAUAUUUUUAAUGAUGUGAACAUCAGAUUAUCUUUUUACAGUCUCAAUAAAUUGAAUAAAUAUAUUAAAGUUCACAAAGAUGUAAUUCCGACUAACUCAAAAAGAGAUGUUGUAUAUCAAAUUACUUGUAAGGAUUGUGAUGCAACCUCUGUCGGUCAGACAAGUAGAAAAUUACAAACUAGGAUUUUAGAACAUCAUAUUAAUAGGAACACGACCACACAAUCGGUUAUUACAGAACAUAGGUUGGAACACAAUCAUGAAUUUGAUUGGUCGAAUGUUAGAGUAUUGGAUACAGAGAGAUUUUUGAGCAAGCGCUUGAUAUCAGAUGAUUUACAUUAA
Trachymyrmex cornetzi is the source of this 945-nucleotide messenger RNA. RefSeq lists its product as uncharacterized. NCBI's taxonomy places the organism in Eukaryota, Metazoa, Arthropoda, Insecta, Hymenoptera, Formicidae. The record is from RefSeq and is a predicted model, not a curated record. The coding region runs from base 1 to 945 and encodes 314 amino acids. The transcript has a single exon.